AUGGAGAUCGAGCAUCUUCGGGAGCGAAACCGCUUGAUCCAAUCCUUCGAAGCAACGGAUCACCAGAGAAGGACUCACCCGCCAUCACGUACCAACGCCACCGUGGACAAGGGUUGCGACGAACGGUGCCACUGCGAGGAGGACGGCAAAUGGCGCUGCGAGGCCCGUUGCGGCCGGCCAUUCGUGAAACGCGGCAAAACGGCUCUGGCAGCCGGUUGCUACGAGAAUCCCUCCAAAACGGACGAGUGCUGUGCCACGCUAAUCUGCCCUUCAGAGCGGUUCACCGAUGGACGUGUCGAACCGACGCCCGUCUCGGAGGAACCGACCACCGCCAAGGCGAUCGUGACGAGCUGCAUCUACAAGAACCGCUCGUACGACAUCAACGAACGGAUGGAGAUCGGUUGCGAGCAGAUCUGUACCUGCAACAGCGAUGGUGAGAUGGAGUGUGCUCCACGCUGUGCUCCACUUAACUCGACCCGCCCAGAACAGUGCGUCGUCCUGCCUGACCCACACGAUCCUUGCUGUAAGCGCGAGUUCUGCGAUGUCACGCUGGACGACCACGAGCAGAGCAGCGGUGUGAUGAUGAUGAUGGCACCGGCUUCAUCUUCAUCGUCACCUUCGACGACGGUGGUGCCGGAACGGGAUGGAAAAACACCCGGACCGGAAGCUGACCACCGGUCCACCGGAUGUAAGUUCAAAGGCCGCACGUACCAGCUGAAUGAUCAGUUCCACGACGAGUGCAACGCGCUGUGUCUGUGUACGGAGGCUGGUGUGCACUGUGCCAAGAUCGAGUGCCCGUCUGAGUUUGGGUUGGACGUGCUGGAUCCGCACUGCCUCAAGUGGGGUCCGGAUCCGGCCACAUUCCGUGCGAUCGCACCCCGCUGUUGCCCGGAGCGGAUGCGUUGCAUCGACAAUGGGACGUGCGAGUAUAAGGGUCAGUUCUUCGAUAACUGGUCGGAUAUACCGAGCAAUUUGACGGGUUGCGAGCAGCACUGUUACUGUGAUACCGGCAUCGUCGAAUGUCGACCGGCGUGUCCUGCCGUGCCAGCGACGCCACCUUCUCAUCUACCGUGUAGCCCACGGAACGCCCGGUUGAUGCCGAUUCCGGGUGAAGAAUGCUGCCAGCACUGGACUUGCAGUGUCAACACCGAUAACGGUCUGGCCAGCGGCAGCGACGUGUUGAAGCCGCUGCUUAUGCCGGGCACGAUCGGGCAAUUCCUGCCAACGAAACCGCCUCGCACGGACGCGAAACCCCCACCGGACGCGCCCGGGAAGGAACCGACGCCCUUCUACCCGACGGUGGACGGAAAACCACCGAAGGUACCGCAGGACAAACCCCACAAAAAGUACCCCAAGGAGUUCGCCGGUAAGAAGGAUCACUUCAACAACAUCUUCGGUGGCGCCCAACCUGAGGAGCCCGAGCUGGACGAUGGCAAGUACGAUUACGGCAGCUACGAGGACGCGAUGAAACCGGCCACGCUCGGUGUGCAACGUCCCGGUCCGCCCGGGUACUAUGGGCCGGAAAUCAAGCCCCACUACGGUGCUGAUUUUCACCCGUAUCUGCACCCGGCUUCGGCAGGCGUCCAACCGGCCGGACAACCCGUUCCGACGGCACCCGGUCAGCCGGGACUACAUCCUGGCCAGCAUCAGGCGAGUGCGCUCGAUAAGCAGCUGUUGAACGUGCUGGGACCAAACGGACCGGGUAGUUUACCGCCCAACAUCCGCAUCGAGCAGCUGCUGCAGCACAUCCACGGGCAGGAUCCGAAUCUGCCACCGCAAGGACCUCCAUUGUUGCAUGGCCAGAGCCUCCCGAAUGGGCCGCCCUUUGGGCCGGUUGGAUCGCAACCAUCGACGGGCAACGGCAUCAACUACAACCAGUACGGUGCCGGCACACCCGCUGGUGGGCUAGCGUUCUCCGGACUGCAAGUCGACCUGAAAGUGCUCGCCCUGGACGCGAUCGAUGCGAACACUGUGCGUGUCAUUUUCCUCGUGCCGCAGGUGUACGUGGGACUGCAUGGUCGCGUUGAGCUGCGAUACACGCGCACUCGCAACAACGACACCGCCACAUGGCAAUCGCAGGUGUUCGCACCUCCGGACGAUCUGAUCGCGACACCACAGCUCGAGUUCGAGCUGCCAGGACUGAACGCCAACACGGAGUAUCGCGUGAAGAUCACGCUUAUCCUGCGAGACGUCAACUCGCAACCGUCUAGUCAGAUCUACACCGUCCGUACUCCCUCGGAUCGCGUGAUCACGCCACCACCCGCGAUCGGUUCCGGACACUUCCCGCACAUGAGCCACCCAACGAACUUUCUCAAGGAGAUCAUCCAGGAUCCGGAGCUGCGAGCUGCCGAGGUGAACGCGACUUGGGCGAAGAUCGCAUGGCGCAAGCUGGAUGAUGAGGAGCUCGAUUACGUGGACGGUAUACAGCUACGGUACCGUGAGAUCGACAGUGUCGUGUACCAUGCGACCCCACUCAUCCACCGGGCGUUGAGUGAAUACACCGUGGAGGGUUUGCAGCCACAAACGCGUUACGAGGUGGGCAUUUUCUUCAUACCGUUUCCGGGUCACGGUGAAGAGGUGCGGGCUGGUGACAUGCUACCGAUCACCACCGCCGAGCGGAUCGACGUGUACGGAUUCGAGGUGGUGGUGAACGCCAGCAAGAUCAAAGCCACCAGCGUCGAGGUGAGCUGGUUGGGUGUGCCCUACCCUGAGGACAAGUACAUCAAAGGACCGAGCUUUCUAUGGCAGACGGAAAAGGAAUGGCCAACUUCCUCGACGCUACCCAACUCUUUACCAUCCACCGAGCAACAGCUCGUGCUCUAA
Anopheles nili is the source of this 2823-nucleotide messenger RNA. RefSeq names its product putative epidermal cell surface receptor. The record is from RefSeq and is a predicted model, not a curated record. Lineage: Eukaryota; Metazoa; Arthropoda; Insecta; Diptera; Culicidae. Gene Ontology annotation, molecular function: protein binding. The transcript has 2 exons. Bases 1 to 2823 code for a protein of 940 amino acids.